UGUCAGGAUUCGUAUGUGUCAUUGAACCAUGACGGUGUUGAAGAGAUACGUGCUAAGGCUGUUCAUAUCGCUGAGAGGUCGAGGGCAGAGAGGUCGAGGGCAGAGAGAUUGGUGCCAGCCUGCAAUGCAAGGCAUAUUCAACAGUCAUUUAAAACUUGUAGCCAGCUUUUCUCGGUACCUCCAAGUUCUUUGCCACCAUACCGAUUUGAAUAUGGGAACAGUGGGAUUGACCUCGAUGGUUUAUUCAAAUCCUGCACCAAACUCGAACAUGCUAAGUGCAUUCACACACUUAUGCUGGUAUCGGGAAAAGCUCAAAGCAGCUUUCUUUAUGGGAAACUCAUUAAUUUUUAUGCACAGCUUGGUCCCAUCUCAUUUGUGGAAGACAUUUUCAAAAAGAGCCCAAGAUCGGACGUCUAUUUGUGGAAUACUAUGGUAUCUGCUUUUGUUCGACGUGGUCACUUCCAUAAAGCGGUAGACUGUUUCCACCAGCUUCUACUGACCUCUGGUGUGCGACCUGAUUUCUAUACCUUCCCUCCAGUGCUGAAAGCCUGCAGAAAUCUAUUUGAUGGAAUGAAGGUUCAUUGCUCCAUCUUGAAGCUUGGCUUUGAGUGGGAUGUCUUUGUGGCUGCUUCCUUAAUACACUUGUAUUCAAGGUUUGGGGUUGUGGAAGGUGCUUGCAGAUUGUUUCACAAUAUGCCAUACAGAGAUAGUGGUUCAUGGAAUGCCAUGAUUUCUGGAUAUUGCCUGAAUGGAAAUGCAGCAAAUGCAUUGGAACUUGCAGAUGCCAUGAGAUUAGAGGGGGAGAAGAUGGAUGCUAUUACCGUCGCUAGUACUCUUCCUGCAUGUGUACAGAUGAAUGAUGUUGUAGGAGGGAAGUUGAUGCAUUUGUAUGCCGUCAAGCAUGGCUUGGAGCUCAAUUUGUUUGUCUCCAAUGCAUUAAUCGACAUGUAUGGAAAAUUUGGCAGGUUAGGUGAUGCAAGGAGAGUUUUUGAGCAGAUGGUUAUCAAAGAUAUUGUCUCAUGGAAUUCUAUAAUUGCUGCAUAUGAACAACAUGGUGAACCCAUCGAUGCUCGUUUACUAUUUGACAAUAUGCAACAAUUGGGAAUCCAACCUGAUGCAUUUACACUUGUUAGUUUGGCUUCUAUUGUUUCUCAAUUGAGUGAUCACAGGAGUGGCAGGUCCCUACAUGGAUUUUUACUCAGGAAGGGAUAUUUUUCCGAUGCUGUUAUUACUGGAAAUGCAGUGGUGGACAUGUAUGCCAAAAUGGGUACAACAGAAUACGCAAGAGCUGUCUUUGAAGGACUCCCUAUUAAAGACGUGGUUACGUGGAACAGUUUAAUUACUGGUUAUGCUCAGAAUGGUUUAGCAAACGAAGCAAGCAAUAUAUUCCAUAUGAUGGAAGAGUCGAAAGAUAUAUCCCCAAGCCAAGGUACAUGGGUUAGCAUAUUACCUGCUUACUCACAGCUAGGUGCCUUGGGGCAGGGGAUGCUAAUUCAUGCUCGGGUUAUAAAAGACUCCAUGUGGUCAGAUAUUUAUGUUGGAACAUGCCUUGUUGAUCUGUAUGGAAAGUGUGGUAGAUUGGAUGAUGCUGUGUCUUUAUUUUAUGAAGUGCCUAGGCAAAGCUCUGUUCCUUGGAAUGCCAUAAUAUCUUGUCACGGAGUUCAUGGACAUGGCGAGAGAGCUCUUGAAUUCUUUCGAGAAAUGCUUGAUGGAGAAGUGAAGCCAGAUCACGUGACAUUUGUUUCUCUACUGUCAGCUUGUAGUCAUUCAGGUAUGGUAAGCGAUGGGGAGUGGUGCUUCUGUUUGAUGCAGGAAAAAUUUGGAAUUAAGCCUAUUUUGAAGCAUUACGGUUGCAUGGUAGAUUUGUAUGGCAGAGCUGGUCUCUUGGACGUGGCGUUCGAGUUUAUUAAAAGCAUGCCAAUGAAGCCUGAUGGUUCCAUCUGGGGUGCUUUGAUCAGUGCUUGCAGGAUUCAUAGGAAUGUUGAGCUGGGUAUAUAUGCUUCGGAUCGCUUGUUCGAAGUCGACUCGGAAAAUGUUGGGUACUAUGUUCUACUGUCGAAUAUGUAUGCGAACGCUGGGAAAUGGGAAGGAGUUAAUGAUGUGAGGUCUUUGGCUAGAGGAAUGGGGUUGAAGAAGACUCCCGGAUGGAGCUCGAUUGAAGUAGACAAGAAGGUCAAUGUGUUCUACACAGGGAACCAGACUCAUCCACAGUGUAAUGAAAUAUACAAGGAGCUGAAGGAAUUGUGUGAGAAAAUAAAGGCCAAGGGUUAUGUUCCCGACUUUGGUUUCGUGUUGCAGGAUGUCGAGGAUGAUGAGAAGGAGCAUAUCCUCAUGAGUCAUAGUGAGAGGUUGGCGAUUGCAUAUGGAAUAAUCAGCACUCCACCCAAAAGCUCCCUUAGGAUCUUCAAAAACUUGCGAGUCUGUGGAGAUUGCCAUAGUGCGAUUAAGUGUAUAUCCGAUAUCACAGGUAGGGAAAUUGUUGUCAGGGAUUCCAACCGUUUCCAUCAUUUCAAGGAUGGAAGUUGUUCCUGUGGGGAUUACUGGUGAUGCAGACAUUACUGUGUAGCAUAACAUUUAGCUUGUGAACCUUUUCGUCCAUUAUGCAAUCCGUUGCAUGAACGUUAACUGAAUUGGGGGAGAGAUUUGGGGCGUUUUAUUUGUUAGUAACUCAAGUAUGCCAACUGCUGUUACACUGGCCAGUUCACCACUUUUGCUCUGUGUGGCUUCGUCUGUGCUUAGUUUGAUCUCUUUGCUGGGGAGAUGAUGCAGAUGAAGAGGAAGAGAUGGGAAACACUAGGUCAUUGAAUUGACUCGUGGAGUUUACUAUUCUAGUUUGAAGGUUUAGUUUUGUUUAGGCAUAUAUGUAAAUUGAUACAACUCGAUGCGAGUGAUAGUUGGCUUUCAGAUGCUCUUAACUUUCGUUCUACUUGCAGCCCAUCUAUUCUAUCCAAAUGUUCCGGUAGGAAUAUGUACAGUAGACAUAUCCAUCUGCUGCUCCAUUUUCUUUCUCCGAUGUACAGAAGGAGGAAUAACAUGUAUUUCAGAUCUAGUCUCUCAUUGAUGCAUCUCUUCC
Molecule: messenger RNA, 3073 nt
Organism: Linum tenue
Lineage: Eukaryota; Viridiplantae; Streptophyta; Magnoliopsida; Malpighiales; Linaceae
Source: the annotation of a GenBank genome assembly